Molecule: messenger RNA, 3385 nt
Organism: Crotalus tigris (Tiger rattlesnake)
Lineage: Eukaryota; Metazoa; Chordata; Lepidosauria; Squamata; Viperidae
Gene: RAB9A
Product: RAB9A, member RAS oncogene family
Exons: 2
Coding region: 2152-2862 (236 amino acids)
Biological process (GO): Rab protein signal transduction; retrograde transport, endosome to Golgi
Cellular component (GO): late endosome; phagocytic vesicle; lysosome
Molecular function (GO): GTPase activity; GTP binding
Source: RefSeq, a predicted model, not a curated record
CCCCUCACUUCUCCACCUCCUCGUCGAGCUACAGUUGCGAAAUGGAGUAAUUAGAAAACAAGGAUUUUUAUUGCUUAACGAAACACGAUGUGGGUUUUGCGGAGAGAGUUACGGGCAAGGUGUGUGCUUGUGCAUACACAGGACGCAUUGAUUUUUUUUUCACAAAAGGCGGUGUCAUCAGAAGAAAAGUGUACCUUUGUGACUGAGCAAAUAAAAAACCUCUUCCAGGUUUUUACGACCCAUACCCUAAUUACAGAGAAGAAUAAAGAGCCUCCGUUCUUGGAUCAAAGUUACGCUUUCGCCGUCGCUUUCUAAGGAACCUUAAGCAGAGUUCCGUCCCUUCCGGAGCACAGACGCUCAGAAGCUGGCUUUUGCACCUUUGAUUUCGGGACCUGAACAUAUGCAAUUAAAAAUAAAUCUGCUUUUUUCGAGGCAGGAGCGGAAGGAAGAAAAAAUGGCGAAGCGCUACAACAGAUCUACUACACCCACCCUCCAGAUUCAGAUUCAAUUUCAAUUUGAAUCUGGCUUGCAAAGAGCUUCGCGAAGGGGCACCUCUGAGGACGUCUCACAAGAGACGAGCCCAAGAAUCUGAGGAGAGGGAAUUAAAGGAAUAUUUCUGUUACAAGGAAAUAUUUCAUACCCCAAAGUGUUUCCAAGCUACCAUUGCUGGCUGCCCAAAUCAUUGGGGUUGGAGGUCGGCUGGCGCAUGCUUGCCUAACAUGACAGCACUCACAAAUAUCUUGGUAACGUUUUUUCCUGCCUUGUUUUUAAAACUCUACCUCUUCUCAACCCAUGAGUAAGACAGUCAUUCUAAAUUAUUCUAAGGUUAAAAUAGCCUUUCCCUGCUAAAUAUUUGCUGUAUUUUAAAAAUAUUUGCCCAUGUAGUAUGGUUUGUAUUACUAUUAUCCUUCUCAUCUUUCCUACUACCUUCUAUUGGUAUCUUAUGAUUGUAACUAUGAUUUAUGAUCAAUGACUUACUACUUUGUUGUUUGUAUAUACACAGAGCUUAUGCACUGAGACAAAUUCCUUGUGUAUGCAAUCGUACUUGGCCAAUAAAUUAUAUUCUAUUCUAAAGCCAACGAGAGCCCCAAAUCACUUUGCUAGGCAUUACAACUGAGGUCAAAUCAGGUGGUAAGCAGCAGAAAGGGUCAGAGAGAUGUUUAUUGGUUGUUUCAGGAUGAGAUGAAACUGUCUCCUCCAUUUGGCCAUUCUAUUGUCUCCCUAGGGAGCUGCAAAUCUUAAGUCAUGCCACUGCCUAAUAUUGCUGGCUUAGCUGGGAGUACAGAAAGUGCUGUAUAACUCUGUAUAAAUUUUGCCAGGCGGUGUGUAUCAAAAAAAGAAAAGAAAGGGGAGAGAGGCUCUAAGGAAAAGUGCUGCCAUUGACUCAGCUCCUUCUGUGACUCAGAUCAGGGUUGUUGUUGUUUUAAACAGCUUGGGUUGUGACAAAAUGGGGAGUAGGAGGUUGAAGACAGGAAACAGUCCAAAGAUCACAAUCCUGCAGUAAGUCCCAGCCUGCUGCUGCUGUGCUGUGAUUGGUGAAUAUUUUGCUUACAGGCUGAUCAUGUGCAAAAAAGGAAGAGAACAAAGCCUGUACAUCAUUUUUUUCUUCUUCUUCUUUUUUUUUUUUUUGCAGUUUAAUUUGGCAAUAGUGAAAAACCUCGAUAUAGCAUGGCACCUACUGCCAUCUGUUGAGCAUGGUGUAGAAUGGCAUUGACAAGGCUAUCGAUGUUAAAAAAUAAGUCAUCUGGGCUUUAUUAUGCUGAAAUUGAAAAUAAAUACAGAAUACUUCAAGUCAAAGUUGGCAGAAAACUGUGUGAAAGAGGGUCUUGAACUCAUCUUUAUUACAGAGAGGGCAUUUCCUUUGUGAAUGACUGCAAGGAUUAUUGUGCCUCUAUGGACCUGCAGAAGAAAUAUUUUGCAAUACAGCCUUAAGAAGCAUGCCAGGCCAGUCAAUCUGGACUUCUUAAUAAAGAUUGUCCUUUGGCACACACUUAAAGGAAGCAAAGACUGGUAUUUAUAAAAGAAAAAAGCAAGAUGAGUCAAUGUACAGAACACAUGUUCUCAGAAUAUUUCCCAGCACCAAGUACAACAUGAAUUGUGCAGAAAUCUCUCUGAAGGAAAACUCAAUGGAGAACCACUUUAUUGAUUAUAAUGGAUUCUAAAAUUGUCCUCCUGUCUGCAAAGGAAAAACACACAUUUUCUGCAAGACUCCCUGGAGAUGAAUCUGGAGAUCAUAAAGGAUCUAUUCUUGAAACAAUGGCAACAAAAUCAUCGCUCCUUAAAGUAAUUCUUUUAGGAGAUGGAGGAGUUGGAAAGAGUUCAAUUAUGAACAGAUAUGUUACUAACAAAUUUGAUACCCAGUUAUUCCAUACAAUAGGUGUAGAAUUCUUAAAUAAAGAUCUGGAAGUAGAUGGACACUUUGUUACAAUGCAGAUAUGGGACACUGCAGGCCAGGAGCGGUUCAGGAGCUUGAGGACACCCUUCUACAGAGGUUCUGAUUGUUGUCUUCUCACUUUCAGUGUAGAUGAUUCUCAAAGCUUCCAAAAUCUGAGCAACUGGAAAAAAGAAUUCAUUUACUAUGCAGAUGUGAAAGAGCCUGAAACAUUUCCUUUUGUGAUACUGGGUAAUAAAAUUGAUAUAACUGAGAGGCAAGUAUCUACAGAGGAAGCCCAGGUCUGGUGCAGAAACAAUGGCAAUCAUCCUUACUUUGAAAUGAGUGCAAAAGAUGCCACUAACGUUGCAGCAGCUUUUGAGGAAGCGGUUCGAAGAGUCCUUGCUACUGAUGAUAGAUCAGAUCACUUGAUUCAAACAGAUAUGAUAAAUCUUCACCAAAAACCUAUGUCUAGUUCAUCAUGCUGUUGACUGUUUAGCUUUAUCUCUUGGUUCAAUUAUCAUUCUUAACUGGGAAUAAUAAUAAAACAUAUGAUUCAUUGAUGACACUCUAAUAUAUUAAACUGUAAUAUUUUACUGCUUUAUGUGCUAGCCAGAGGAUUCUCUUCAAUGUGACCUAUUGCUAAAUAAAUGGUAUCUGACAUUUGGGGAAGGUAUUAACUUGAGAAUUCAUUUAAUUUAAAUGUUGUUUGAAUAAUAAAUUAUAUACUAAAACUUGAAAGUUCUAGAAGCACUAUUUGGGGACUCAGAUGAGGAAUAGAAAUUUUAUAUCUACAUGUAUAUUUUGAGGUCACUAAUCCAUGUUUUGCUUCACUAAAACCUUUUUCAUAAAGCAAUAUUAGUAGAUAGUACAUUUUUAUUCACAAUUGCAUCUUUAAUCUUUUUUUAAAAAAAAUCUGAUUUAAUAUAAACAUUUUAAGGGCUUUUGCUAUUUGUCUAGUGUCACUGAGCUGCCUGUAGAUUUUAAGUUAGAUAAUAAAUAUGCAUAUAUGGA